AUGUCGUAUAGAAAUAAUAAUAAUAACGAAAACCUUGAUGAUGAUCGUGAACCACAACCGCAAUAUAGUUCACGUAUUGUUUACAGUACAAGUCGAAAACGUUAUGAUGUAAAUCGAGAUGAUAAUCGUAAUAACGAAGAUGAACAACAUUCAGGCGACAAUCACUCAGAGGAUGAUCAUAAUAACUAUGAACACAACGAUGAUAAUGAUGAUGGACUAAAUCGUGGACGAGGUCGAGGACGUUUUCGCGGACGAGGUAGAGGGAGAGGGCGAUUUCGGGGAAGAUUUCGUGGUAUGCCAAUGUUUGGAAAUCCUUAUCAUUCAUUUCCACCGUAUAAUAAUUAUAUGAAUGUUCCAAGUGGUAAUAGUUAUAAUGAUUAUCCACCAACAUAUCGGUAUAAUUCAAAUUAUGGUGCUCCAUAUUCGUCAUUUAAUGAUUAUCCUCCAUCUUAUUAUGGCUCUGGAUAUCGAUCUGGCUAUGGUUAUAAUAUGGGAAAUCAAUAUGGCUAUAGUCGACCAUUUUUUCGCGGUCGAGGACGCCGCGCAGGAUUUCGAGGGCGUUCACGUGGUCGUGGAAAUAAUAACAACCGUGACACCGAUAAUGAAAAUGGAAAUGAACGCGCCGAUAAUGAUCGUAGAAGACGUCGACCAGGCGAUGAUGGUGAAGACCAAGGAGACAAUGCUGAUCAAGAACAAGAUAAUCAACAAGAUGGAAAUAAUACAAACAAUGCGGGUACUAGACAAAGACGUCGAAAUCCUAGAAGAAGAAGAAAUCGUUCACGUCGUAAUACAAAUGCGUCACAAGGUGGAGACGCAACUAGCGGCAAAGAAAAUGAUGAUACAACACCACCGACACAUUUAAAUGAUGCCCAAAUUGUGAAAUCGGUUGUUCGUGGUAUGGUUAAUAAAGUAUCAAAGAGAGUUCGUCGACGAAGUCAGCGUCAUAGUGGUACACAAAAUGACAAAGAUCAGACUGCAACAGAUGGUGAACAGGCGAACGAAAAUUCCAAGGAUACAGUUAAUCAACGUGAUGGACGCGGUGGAAGGGGACGCGGGGAAUUUCGAGGUGGAUUUCGAGGUGGUUUCCGUGGUAGAGGAGGUUAUUAUAACUAUUAUAAUGCAUAUUAUGGUGGUUAUCGUGGUUUUCGAGGUGGAAGACGAGGAAGAAAUAGAGGUCGUGGACGCGGUGGAAAUCAACAUGAUGACAGUAACAAUGACAAUCAACAACAGUCAGUGAAUAAUAAUAACAACAGUGAAAAUAAUGAUCAAGUAAAACAGCAAACAGAUGAAAAUACACAACAAAGUUCAGGCGAUAAUAGUACACGGGAAAAUCGAAAAGAAACUGACAAUAACAAUAGUAGUCAACAACAAGGUGCCGGUGAUUUUAGAGAACAGCGAACUGAAGGAACUAAAGAAAAUGUAAAUGUUUAG
Molecule: messenger RNA, 1431 nt
Organism: Didymodactylos carnosus
Lineage: Eukaryota; Metazoa; Rotifera; Eurotatoria; Philodinida; Philodinidae
Source: the annotation of a GenBank genome assembly